Messenger RNA from Chanos chanos (milkfish), 1683 nucleotides. It is a transcript of the gene cfap210, whose product is annotated as cilia and flagella associated protein 210. The coding region runs from base 1 to 1683 and encodes 560 amino acids. Lineage: Eukaryota; Metazoa; Chordata; Actinopteri; Gonorynchiformes; Chanidae. The record is from RefSeq and is a predicted model, not a curated record. Gene Ontology annotation, cellular component: axonemal microtubule. The transcript has 9 exons.
AUGUCGACUGCUUCGCUAUCUGUUGUGCAGUAUGGUCGUCGGAAAGGCUCCAGCAAAGAAGUGAUGAAAACAGUAGAAGAAUCAUCUCAGCCAAUUCAGCUGCCAGACCUUCGACAAGUGACGGUUUUACCAAGAGCAGAAUGGCUUCGUAUUCAAGAUAACUUGAAAAAAGUAAAUCAGUACAACGAGAGUCUCAUUGAGGCGUCAAAGCGACGAGAAGCCUUACACUUGCGCUCCAAAGAAGUGGUGAAAAACUGGUCCAAUACUAUAGCUGGACAAAGACAAAGAAAGCUGAAGGCCAAGAAAAUUCGGGAGGAGAUUGAGGAGGAGCAGAGGAAACAAAUUGACAUUGAAGAGGCCGAAUACCAGGAGCAGAGGAGAAAAAAAGCCAUUGAGAAAGCCAGGGCUCAACUGUACUACCAGACUGAUAUAGUGAAAGGAUUCAAUAGUGCUUUGCUGUUGACAGAGGUUCUGAAGGAAAGGGAGGCUCAAAUUGAGCUCAAACAGAAGAUUAAAAAAGCCAGUAAAGAUGUGGAUAAAGAAAUAAUGGAAACACUUGCACAUAAGGAGGAGGAAAGCCUGAAGCAGGAGCAGGAGAAGGCUCUGCAGAGGAGAAAGGAGCGUGAGGCUCUCAGUGAAAGUCUAAAACAACAGAUUAAAGAACACCAGCUGGCAACAGAGCGGGAGAAGAUGGAAGAGGCGAAAGAGGCAGAGGAACUGAAGCGACUCAGGGAGCUUCACCUGUUGGAGCAAUCCAUGCGGGAGCAGAGGAGGCAGGAGGAGAAGAGGAACAUGAUGAGGGCUCACAGUGAACAUCUUGCCAACAGAGACAUAAUUAGAGCGAUCGAGGCCCAAAAGCAAGAGGUGGAGGAAGAGAGGCGGAGGCUCUUUGUGCAAGCGAAAGAUAAAAUGAUGAAGCUUAGGAAGGAAAAAGAGGCAGAAAUCUUCAGGGAGGUGCAAAAGCACAGGGAGGCCAUCACUGAUAAGCUGGCUGGGCAGCAACAGGAGCAGGCCUCCAACGAGGAGGAGCUCAUCGCCCGCGCAGUGGCUGAACGUGACGCCAGACUAGCGCGAAAACAACAGCAGGAAGACAAGAAACAAGCAGAAAUGCUGAAGUCCAUUACUGAUCACAGAAAAGCUACGGAUGAACAACGGAAGCAAAAGGAACAAGAGGAGAAACAGAAGUCUCUGGAGAUGCUUCUCAGCAAGAAAGAGGCUGAUCGGGUGUUCCUGGAAAAACAGCAGCAAAAAGCUCAAAAAAUGAGAGAGAUGGGGAAAGUACUGCAAGACAUGUACAUUCAUCAAAUGGCUGAAAAACAAGCCCGUACUCAACGUGUCCAUAAAGAACAUCAGGAGUUUGAGGCGAAGAACGCUCAGCUUGUUAUCGAAGACAUGAAUCAGUUCCAGGAAUACGCCAAACAUCUGAUCGACGCAGCCGCACGGGCAGGAAGAAACACCUUCCCCUUACGAAAGGCGGCCCGAAUGGGAAUAGGCGGGGGUCUCGGCCCCGUUUUUGGCGGCGUGAGACCAAGUUACCUGGUUCAGGAUGAAUCUGGCGUUCAAAUGCCCAGUUACAUUGGUGGUACCACUCAGAGUAUAAAGGAACUGAAUGAGACUGCUGACAUUCAAAAGUCUAAAAAAAGACUAGGGUUUAACUGGUCAUCAGGAUCUCCUGCAAAAUAA